Ziziphus jujuba (common jujube) is the source of this 1511-nucleotide messenger RNA. RefSeq names its product O-methyltransferase 1, chloroplastic. Gene Ontology annotation, biological process: methylation. The coding region runs from base 230 to 1201 and encodes 323 amino acids. The record is from RefSeq and is a predicted model, not a curated record. The transcript is spliced from 7 exons. Lineage: Eukaryota; Viridiplantae; Streptophyta; Magnoliopsida; Rosales; Rhamnaceae. Gene Ontology annotation, molecular function: methyltransferase activity.
GGUUGGGGGUUUAGUGGAUGUGGCAGAGGGUCUAGCGAAUCAUUUAUCCGAUAGAGGAUUUUGUUGAAGUCAACUGCUUACCAGCCUUUACUAGCGGAGUAUAUAUCGUUUAAAAAUCCAUUGCAGUACCGACUUUGUUUUAGUUUAUUCGGAGCUCAACGCCGAUGAUUACUCCAAUUCUCUCUCUGUUUUUUCAUCACCGUCUUUGAGGAUUGCUCUGCAACAGUUUAUGGAAUGUUUUCUGAGCUUUUCUCAUGCCCCUCCCACUACUUCUAUCUUGCGCCGAUCGGUGACCCACGCUUCUAAGACAAACAGAAAUGGCUGGCUGAGAGCUAAACUCCACGAGGAUGAUGACCCAUUAUUCCGAGCCGCCAUUAAUGCCGCUUCUCUUCGUUUUCAGGAGACCCAUCGACCAGAGCCUCUUUUUGUUGAUCCGUACGCUGGUUGCUUUGUUAGUCCUCAUAUUCAGAUGGAUAUGAGGAAGUCUCUGCACCCCUAUUGCAUAGCAACUAAGUUCGUUGAUGAUAAGUUGCUCCGUACAGUGAACCAUAUUGAUGGACUUAAGCAGGUUGUUUUGCUAUCAGAUGGCAUGGAUACUCGGCCAUAUAGGCUUAGUUGGCCAACUUCAACCAUCAUAUUUGAUGUUUCUCCAGAAAGGGUAUUUAAAAGAGCAGCUGAAAAGCUUGAAGGUGUUGGCGCUAAACUUCCAAGAAGUUGCUUGUUCCUCCAUGUUCCAUUGGAGUCUUCCAAUUUGCAGCAAAGUCUGCGUGCAAAAGGCUUUAAUGGUAAUCAGCCUAGUAUAUGGGCCAUCCAGGGUCUACCUCUGAUGACUUUGAGAAGUUUUGAAGAGAUAUUGCUCGUUGUAAGUUGUUUGGCUAUGAAUGGAAGUUUUUUCGUGGGAGAACUGCCUUCUUGGUUGCAGAAUACUGACAUAGGGAUCAAGUCUACAACAGGGGAAUGGAUGGAAAAGCUAUUCAAGAGCAAUGGGUUCUGGGUGGACAUGGUUAUCCACAAGGGUGUUGCAAAGAGUUUGGGGAAGGAUCUAGCAUCCAUUAAAUAUGAGAAUAUACUAUUUGUUGCGGAGCAUUUGCGGUUUUCUGAUGAUCAGAUUUCCAAGUUAUAUUUACAGAUGGAAACUUGGAGAGCAGAAUUACAGAGAGUUGAGGAACAAGGGGAUGAAGAAGGUUUUGAGGAGCUAUAAAUGAAACUAAUUGAACAUUUUCGUGUUUUUCAGAAAUCUGGUUCUUGCUAUCGUCUGCUUUAUUUAAGCUGCUAGAUAGUGCAUAAUUGUCUGUAAUAAAGCGUAUGGAUCUUGGCUCCAUGAUGCCUCUUUCCUUACAAUAUAUAAUUUUUUUUUUUAUUUUUUCAUUUUUAAUUUGAUAACGCUGAGAUUUAGGAGUUCUUUAUUCAUUUCUUUAAGAGUGAAGCUUCAGAAAGAGUUGCCCUUGUACAACCGUUCAAUACGUGUUCUAUUUCGAAAAUAAUGAUAUCAAUGUUCAUUUUGUUAUACA